Messenger RNA from Macadamia integrifolia, 974 nucleotides. Its product is annotated as thioredoxin M-type, chloroplastic-like. The record is from RefSeq and is a predicted model, not a curated record. Gene Ontology annotation, molecular function: protein-disulfide reductase activity; oxidoreductase activity, acting on a sulfur group of donors, disulfide as acceptor. Bases 259 to 828 code for a protein of 189 amino acids. The transcript is spliced from 2 exons. Gene Ontology annotation, cellular component: cytoplasm. NCBI's taxonomy places the organism in Eukaryota, Viridiplantae, Streptophyta, Magnoliopsida, Proteales, Proteaceae.
CACACUCUUUUUUUCUUGGGGGGAGGGAAGGGGGUUUGUUUUUUAGGUGAAUUUGAAUGUCCGCUAUCCAAAAUUUGAAAAAAAAUCUAAAGUGAAAUAGCAAAGGAAUUUGUGAUCAAUCCUUAUUCCAUUCCCAGAAUAUCCAACCCCAAACGUACCCAUCUUCAAUUCCUUCUUCAAGGCUUCAUCCCUUCUGAUAAAUUUAAAAAAAAAAAAAAAAAAAAAAUCAGUACAAGGUUAGGGAACACAGGCAGAGAAAUGGCUUUGGAGACUUGUUUUCAAGUUAGCACCAUGGCUGCAAUUCCUAGAGCUUGUGUUCUGCAUGCUCACCACUCAUAUUCCUCCAAGGAAAAGUUCAAUUCGCCCACAUACAAGGGAUUAAUGAAGCUCUCUGCCCUCUCUGGUUUAUCAUCAUCGCCUCCUUCUUCUUCCUCUUUAUCUCGUUCUGUGGAUCACAGAUGCCUCAGAUCCCGCAUUGUCUGCAAAGCCCGAGAAGCGGUUGAUGAAGUUUUGGUGGUAACAGAAACAAGCUGGGAAAACGAAGUUAUUGCAAAUGAGAGGCCAGCACUGGUGGAGUUUUGGGCACCUUGGUGUGGACCUUGCCGGAUGAUUGCACCCGUGAUCGAGGAUUUGGCGAAGACUUAUGCCGGCAAGAUUGUUUGUUACAAGGUUAACACUGAUGAUUGCCCCAAUAUAGCAACAAAGUAUGGGAUUCGGAGCAUCCCAACUGUGUUAUUCUUCAAGAAUGGAGAGAAGAAAGAGAGUAUUAUUGGUGCAGUGCCACUCUCUACCUUAACUACUGCUAUAGAGAAAUAUUUGGAGUCAUGAAGAUGGAAAAAAACCUUUAGCAAAACCAUUAAUGCAUGCUUUAUAUAUUCCACCUUUCACAAUUAUCAAUUAAGUGUUUUCCAUCAGUGGGUUCCUGAAUUUCUUCUUGUACAUCAGUAAUUGCAGUUAGUACUUCAUUUUAUUAA